ACUCGAAGUCCAACCAGCAUUUGUAAUGAAUGUGGGAGUUUGGUGAUCUCAACCCAACAGAUCAUCAUGUUCAUCUCCUGGGUGACCGCGGCGCUGACGGGGAUCCUCUCGGCGCACAUCGUGCAGCGCCUGUACUUCCCGUACUUCUGGAGGGACCUCUCCUUCAUGUGGAGCCUGGUCCGAUGCGGGGUCGCCCUGGAGUUCUACAAGAAGAGGUCGAACGUCAUGACCGUGAUGGACCGUUUCGUGCAACAGGCGCAGCGGAUCCCCGACAAGCCGUUCCUGGUGUAUGACGGCCGCGCGCACACGUACAGGCAGAUAGACGAGCGGAGUAACCGCGUCGCGCGCGCGCUGCAGCGGCACAGCAGCCUGAAGAAGGGCGACACCGUGGCCAUGCUCAUGAGCAACGAGCCCGACUUCCUCUGCGUCUGGUUCGGCUUGACCAAGCUGGGGUGCGCUGUGGCGUUUCUCAACACCAACAUCAAAUCCAGGUCCCUGUUGCACUGCUUCAACUCGUGCGGGGCCAAACUGCUGGUGGUUGGCGCGGACCUGUUGGACACCUUGAAGGACGUCCUGCCUAAUCUGCAGGAGGACAAUAUUUCAGUAUGGGCAAUGAAGCAGGAGGGCUCCCACCCAGGGGUUCAAUGCCUGUUGGAUAAGAUUGAAGAUGCUUCAUGUGAGCCAGUGCCUGCUGAGCUCAGAUCAACCACCUCUCUUAAAAGUCCCACACUUUAUAUCUUCACUUCAGGGACCACAGGGUUACCCAAGGCUGCUGUGAUCUCUCACCUGCAGUCUCUCAAGGCAUCGUGGGGAUUCUGGUUAUACAGCGGCACUUCAGAGGACAUCAUUUACACACCGCUGCCUCUCUACCACAGCGCAGCCUCUCUUAUAGGCAUCGGAGGCACAAUAGAGCUGGGUGCAACUUGUGUUUUAAAGAAGAAAUUUUCCGCCUCACAAUUUUGGAACGACUGCCGAAAGUACAACGUUACCAUUUUCCAAUAUAUCGGGGAGCUGUGCCGCUAUCUAUGCAAUCAACCAAAGGCAGAGAAUGAGAAGAAUCAUAAAGUGCACAUGGGUGUGGGAAACGGCCUUCGCCAGGAUGUAUGGAGAGAAUUCCACAGUCGUUUUGGAGAGAUCCGUAUGUGCGAACUAUACGGCUCCACGGAGGGGAACCUCUGCUUCAUGAACCAUACCGGCAAGAUCGGAGCAGUCGGUCGCUCCAACAUCUUCUACAAGCUUAUGUUUAAUUAUGAGUUGGUGAAAUAUAACAUGGAAAGAGAUGAACCUGUGAGAGAUGAACAGGGUUUCUGUCAGCCAGUUGAGAAAGGGGAGAUGGGUUUGCUGUUGUCCAGAAUCAAUUCCCGAAGUCCAUUCUUUGGCUACGCUGGAAGCAAACAGCUAACGGAGAAAAAGAUCAUGAGGGAUGUUUUUAAGAAAGGAGAUGCUUAUUUCAACACGGGCGACCUCAUGGCAGAGGAUCAAGACGAUUUCAUCAGCUUUAAGGACAGAGUCGGGGACACUUUCAGAUGGAAGGGUGAAAACGUGGCCACCACCGAGGUGACGGAGAUUCUUGGAUUGCUGGACUUUAUUCAGGAAGUCAAUGUGUAUGGGGUGGAGGUUCCAGGCAGCGAGGGUCGAGCUGGUAUGGCUUCACUGAUCAUCAAACCUGGCUGUGUGUUUGAUGGAAAGAAGCUGUUUGAGACCGUCAUGACUUACCUACCUGUUUACGCGCGGCCUCUCUUCAUCAGAAUACAGGAGUCUAUGGAGUUGACUGGCACAUUCAAGCAGCUGAAGUUCGGUCUGGUGAAGAGCGGCUUCAACCCUGCCAACAUCUCUGAUCCGCUCUACUUUUUAGACUACACUGAGAAAUGCUACGUUCCUCUCACAGACUCCAUCUACGACAGCAUAGCAUCGGGCAAGCAGAAGCUGUAGGCCAUACUCGGUGAACGGCUCUGUUACUCGGACAAACCAAAUGGACAUAAGGAAGAUCCUGAACACGCCUAACUCUUUUGUAGUGUUGUAUAUUUGAUUGUGCCUGAAAGCAAGCCUGGAUAACUCCAUAAUGAAUAAUGGAUUGCUUUUUCCUUUGUGAACAUUUCACUGAGACAGCUUAUCGGUUAAUAAUGAAUCAGGGAGUUUUCAUGACUUGAAUGGCCUUUUUUGCAGAGAGCGAGGAGACUGAUUGCUGCGACGGAGCUGAAUGAGAGGCCGGAUUCUCACCAGUGACCCACUGGGUAUCAGGUUCUCGUACCUCCUUGGUCCGUCUAGCAGGUGACUCUUAGCGUUAAUGAUGCCACGACUUCAUCUUUCACCGUCAUCUCCUCGACGCUCUCAGUUCUCUUGCUUUCCUGGCUGUGAGGAGCGUCACUGGAGAUCAAUACAGGAAAUGACAACUGCUGCUACAAUAAAAUCAGAUUUCACUUUAGAUGGAAAACUUUGCUAUAUUUAAAGCUGCAGUCUGUAAUUACAUACCUCUCCAGAGAUGGAUACGGACAGAUGUUUAUCAUUAGAAGUGCUUCGUUGAAGAGCCAGUUGUGCAGAUGUUUUUCAUUCCAUUUUUUGCAAUAGUUUUAGUAUGGAUCACCUGGACCUUUUUUUUUUGGGGGGGGGGGGUGAAAAAUACUUAGACCAACACAUCUUUCAUGUUUCGUUUCGGUAGUAUUACAAAUGGUUAGUUUACAUAUUUGCUAUACUGACAUGUGAAAUGUAUCAUUGAAGUGACAAAACCCAGGAUGUUUUACCCAGUCUCCGGGGCCAGUGAAGGAAUUUUAAUGUAUAAAGCCAUAGAUGUUUAGAUACACAUAGUCAUACAGUAUACAGCAGUGGAACAUGUUCCAGUUGUUAUUUUAUGCACCAAUUUUUGAGGGACUGAGCAACACAUUAUCCUACUGUGGCACUUUCAAUAAAACGUGACAGAUUGGGUAUUGGAGAUAAAUUGAAUAGUCUUUUCAGAACAGCCUAGAGAGCUGCUCCAAAAGCCAACACAGGAAUAAAUAAGGUAUUUUGGCAUGCACAGAUUCUGCAAAUAAAUAAAUAAACAGGCACAGCUGCUUGCCAUGACACAGUUACAAGGGCAAUCUUGCAAAUGCUUCCCAUGAUCUAUAGCAGCUUUCUUCAGCUCCAGUCCUGGAGGGCCAGUGUCCAGCAAAGUUUGUUAUUCACCAGCACCCAAAUACACCCACUGAACUUAAUACUUAACAGAUCAGCUGUGUUUGAGCAGAUUUGCCAAACUGUGUUGGACACUGGCCCUCUUGGGCAGGAGGACCCUUGUCUAUAGUAGGUAUUCACCCCCUCUGAAUUGGAUUUAUAUAUAUAUUUUAUUUUUAAAUUAAAAAUAUGUUAGUUUUCUGUGAAUGUAUGAGUUAUGGUUUGAUUACUUUAAUUACUAUUCCACUAACGAGCAUGGGGCAGCUUGGUGGUUCGUGUGCAUGUUGGAGCAGUAGAGUUUGCAGCUCUAUCUGUGCUUGGUUUGUUUCCCCCACACAUGCAGUGUAGAUUUUGUGCAUAGGCUUAAUGACCCCAGGAAGGUGUCUCUGUCUAGAGGAGAUGGGUGGGGAGGUUAAGGGACCAUCCUUGUGUCUUCGGGUUCAUCAGACAACAAAUACCCUCCCAUACCUGGAGAGGUAUCCGUCAUAUCAAUGGCCGUUUCUAACGGCUCGAUGCUGAUUGUAAGAGCCUGGGUUCGAACUUCCAGCAAGUUAACCACCGAGCUACCCAUAUACCUUCAUUAAAGUCAGUAAGCAAGGAAUUUUUCCAGGAAGAAACUGAGACUGCAAUAUUAUGUGAGAAUUUAGUCCAAUUAAGUCCAUACUUAUACACAUCACUGCGAAAUGCACAUAAAUGUUAAUCCUCCUGGAUAAAUUCCACAGAUUCCUAACAAACUGUAUAAAAUCAUCAGUGACAAAAGAAAUGGUGUUAUUAAUAGAAUAUUUGGUUGACAAUAAGACAGCAUAAUAAGCAUAUCAGCAGGUUUAUAAACGUUAGAAUAUAAACUUGCUGUAUUAUUUGGAGCAGCAAGUGAAAUGAGACACUAUCAUGGUGAUUGGGUGGGUUUCAAUUGACAGGAUCUUUCUCAAGACCAAUCAUCACCUGACAGUACAGGAGCUGUAUGAGAAGUGUAACUAAAUCUUAAGGAGGUAAUGGCACUGAUACCGUUUCACAAAAAGUUACACUAUAUACAAUAUAUACACUAUUGUGUAGGUAAUUUCUCCACAUAUAUCUUCAGGAGAAUAAAAGUAAUAAAAAUGUCUUAUGUAUUAAUUCAGACAGUUUACUGUGCCUCAGAUGAGAAUGCCUACACCAAGAUCUUAAAUCUGUUUAUAACCAUCUUCAUAAUCUUUCCAUAAUUUAGAAUUUACUGUGAAUGAUACAUUUUGUGUGGGUUGUACUGGAAUAAUGUUUAAUAUUAUUUUUAUUUUGCUGAAGAGCAUCUCUUUUAAUAACCAUUUAAAUCAUGCAUUCAUGAAUUUGGUUUGGAGGUGUGAUUUAAUAGCCUUCAAUGCUACAGCAAUGCUAUUGUAUACAUGGAGUUGAGUUAGCCUGGAAUUAUUGCAUGAUUUUUAUUUUUUAUUAAUAAACAAGUAAGUGUUUAUUAUAAUCAACAACUGCUAUUUUAAAAUGGCAGACAUUAUUUGAAUCAAUGUAAAGCACAUUCUUACAAUCGAGUGUAAAUGUUUGCACAUACCUAUAACAAAAUGAAGAUAAUAAAGAAAUUCUCAAAUAUAA
Clarias gariepinus (North African catfish) is the source of this 4725-nucleotide messenger RNA. RefSeq names its product solute carrier family 27 member 6 (gene slc27a6). The transcript is spliced from 10 exons. Gene Ontology annotation, molecular function: long-chain fatty acid-CoA ligase activity; long-chain fatty acid transmembrane transporter activity. The record is from RefSeq and is a predicted model, not a curated record. The coding region runs from base 67 to 1932 and encodes 621 amino acids. NCBI's taxonomy places the organism in Eukaryota, Metazoa, Chordata, Actinopteri, Siluriformes, Clariidae.